This is a messenger RNA of Oryza sativa Japonica Group (Japanese rice), 1498 nucleotides long. RefSeq lists its product as uncharacterized. The record is from RefSeq and is a predicted model, not a curated record. Gene Ontology annotation, biological process: lipid catabolic process. NCBI's taxonomy places the organism in Eukaryota, Viridiplantae, Streptophyta, Magnoliopsida, Poales, Poaceae.
CCGCGUGUUGAAAUCAUCUUCCCUUCCAGAAAGCCAACGCCUUCAUCUGAUCAUCUCCUUGGCCACCAAGAAAUGCCUUCGUCGAACACCUCGCCACGCCACGCCGCGCGCGCGCCCAUGGCCCUCUCCUGCGCCGCCGAGUGCGCGCUCUCCCUCGCCUGCGCGCGCUGGGCGCUCCGCCGCCUCUCCCUGUCCGGCGCCGACGACAGCGCGUCCUGGCCCGCGGCCUCGCCCUCCUCCUUCGCGCCCGUCCCGCGCGCGUGCCGCUCCGCGCUCGCGGCCUGGCAGCAGGGGCACGACGAGGCGGAGCAGGCGCCGACGCCGGCGCCGUCGCGGCUGUGCCCGCCGUACCGCCUCUCCCACGACCGCGCGCGCGGGGAGGUCGUGCUCGCCGUGCGCGGGCUGGGACUCGCGCGGCUCGAGGACUACCGCGUGCUCCUCGACGCCGGCGGGCCCGAGCCGUUCGCGGGCGGGCACGCGCACCGCGGGCUCCUCCGCGCCGCCGUGUGGCUGCUCGACCGGGAGGGCCCCGCGAUCCGGCGGAUGGUGGCGGAGGCCGGGCCGGCGGGGUGCAGGCUCGUGUUCGUCGGCCACUCGCUCGGCGCCGGGGUCGCCGCGCUCGCGGCCGUCGUGGCGGUGAGGUGCUGGCUGGAGCGGCUCGGCCUCCGCCGCGGCGACGUGAGGUGCUACGCGAUGGCGCCGCCGCGGUGCAUGUCGCUCGGUCUCGCCGUCGAGUACGCCGACGUCGUCCACUCCGUCGUGCUACAGGACGAUUUCUUGCCAAGAACUCCAGCGCCUCUGCAACACAUCUUCGGAUCAAUUUUCUGUUUGCCGUGCCUGCUGUGUUUCAUUUGCAUGAGAGACACGUUUGUGUCAGAAGAGAAGCUUAAGGAUGCAUCUAAACUCUACGCUCCAGGAAGAGUCUUUCAUAUCGUGGAGAGGGAGAACUGCAGAUGUGGGAGACUUCCGCCGCAGGUCAGAACGGCAGUGCCAGCAGAGGGCAGAUUUGAGCAUGUGGUGUUGUCAUGCAACGCCACUUCUGACCACGGGAUUAUUUGGAUCGAAAAGGAGGCUCAAAAGGCUUUGGAUUUAAUGGAGCAAGAAGAAUUGACACUACCCCCAUCCCAGCAAAAGAUGCUCAGAGUGAAAGAAACGGAAUCACUCGCAGACCACCAAAAGCUCAGUGCAGGGAAUCCACAAGAAGACGACACCCUCUCCUCCUCGUCACCGUUCAGUAGCCCUAGAACUUCGACGACAUCAUCAUUGCGCAGCGAAUCGUCGUCGACGAGGAGCGAGUGGGAUGAGCUCGUGGAGAUAUUUCUGAGUGACCAUGAAGAAGACGGUGAUGGUAGGACAAACAUGUGUAACCGGGCAGGUUGUUUGCCUUGCUGUAAAUAAAAGAUUGUUGCAUAGAAAUUUUAGAGUGUAAAUGAACUAUAUUGAAAUUAGAGUGUAAAUGAACUAGAAGAUGGUUAAAUUUUAUUCCAAUUCGACCUCA